CUACCUUCACUGAUGGAACUACAGUAAAAGAGACACAAAACGGCAUUUAACACAGUUGACUGUUCGUGACCGAGCUACGUGACUGCUCUAAGCAAGGCGUUGUUCUCCCAUAGCGUCUACCUUGGCUUUUGGUCUUUUUGCUUUUUGCAUUUUGGGUGUUGCAUUUUCUAUGUUUUUUUCAGUUUCAGAAUGCCUUACAAACAGUGGCAUGAGGAUUAUCGCGAGAUCAAACGCAAGUGUAGGAACGGAGAUCUCUUUGAGGACCCUGAAUUUCCAACGAUCGACAGUAAAGUUUUUAAGAAGCGGGUGCUACCAGGAGGACAGUCUUUUGAAUGGCUCCGACCUCAGGUAAGUUAAUCAGCGUAUAAAAGCUUAAAUGCAUUUCUUGUUUUGCGCUCACACAGCUUUAAUCCCUGUGUUUUAAGUUGAUCCGGUAGAAAUAUUUAUUUGUUGGGAGCAAUUAAACACUGUUUUAAAUAUAUUGAAUGUCGAGGACGCAGAUGAGAAAGUAUUCGGCUUGUGUACAAUUGGGACCAACACACUGUGCAUGUAUUGUUUUCUAAUCAUCUUACUGAGUUAUGACUCUGAUCAUGGGAAAUUUUGUAAGUUCUUAUUCAAAAAGAUCAAAAAGCACCAACUGUCAUCUUCCAGCCCGUAAAUUCUAGAAAUUCGAUGCAGUCUAUUCCCCGAAGUUUCUGGUAGUAAUUAAUGGGGGCGAUUAUCAUAUCAUUGUUUGCUUAUGCUUGACUAAAGCACACGUAAAACAAAUUCUUUUCUCUUCCAAGCCUCUAUUUCAUGACCUUGCGUCCUUAAAAUCCCUGGGGAAGUGUAAGCACAUAUUUACUAUAUUUUGCGAACUGUUCUAUCACGAGUUUACCACGGUUGCAAUAAAGGCACGGUAACCUGGAGAAUCCUCUGGAAGAUGGCAGUUCUGGCAGCAAUAUCAAGCUAAUAAGCGUUUGUUCAAAUUGGAACCAAGUCAACCAGUAAUUGUUUAAGUUGUUAGACAUUCAUUUGAUUCUUUAUUUAUUGAAAGCAUUAGUACUUAAUGGAAACAUUUUCUUCCUGCAGUGUUGUAAAAAUGAUAUUACUUCAUUACGAGUAUUAAAUUACUAAAUUUUAGAACUUGGGUGUUUUUAUACGUAUGUGGUAUUUUGGUUAACACCUCCUACUCAACAGUAUUACACAAAGCUUGCCGGAUUUGGCGGUUCCAUUUGAAUACGUACUUUUAGGUGGUACUGAAGGCUAAAAUGGUAAUUUUGACAUUUUCAAAAAUACAAUUUUGGAGAAAACUUGAUGAUUAAUCAGAUACAUGUAUAUGCUCACAUGGUGCAUGAAAGGAGAAGUUUGGGACUGUGGGUUAAAGGAUUUGCAAGAACACAAUCAAUAUUAGAGAAAAACCUGAGGACGGAUUAGGUACUCUGGAUAAAACUUGUACGCGAGGGACCAAGGUCAAGGAUAGGACCUGGUGUAUGCAAAUUUUUGUAUGAAAUAAUAUGAUGUUUAAGUAAAUAUUGAUCAUAGUUCAACAUAAGUAAAACAAAGAUAGUAACAGAAAAUGUUUGCUUUGUAAAGGUUUUUAGGAGCACUUAAAACACAGUGUUUAACAAUAUAUUUUUUUUCCUGAUUUGGCUUUGUCACUUACUGAAGAAACAUCAUUCUUGUCUAUUUGCUAGAAAUUUCCAAUUUAUGGUUAUGUUACCUGUUCUAUAGCCUUUCCAAUCCUAGCAGUAUGAAGGAUGUUUGUGAAAUGAUCCUAAUUUAAUGACCUUAGCUCGUCCUGUAGCUCAGUGGUAGAGCAGGGUGCAAAGAAAGUCAGUUUUACAGCCUGUCAUUUGUGCAAGCUGUAGCUAGCAUGUACUAGCCCACAAGUCAUUUCAACUAGCCACAAACCCUUUUUGAUUAGCAGGAUUGAUUACUAUCCUUCUUUAAUUUGAAUUUCCCCCCAAAACAGCACUUGCCUGUCGAAAAAAAAAAUCACAAGCCCGAUAGCAAAAUCCACUAGCCCCAGGCUAUUGGACAUGACUUUCUGUGCAUCUGUAGAGGAAAGAUCACUGACUGAAGAACUAUUCUCAAUAAUGUUUUUUCAGGAAAUUUUGGACAGACAAGGAGUUCGUGAGAAAGCUAAGUUUGUUGUAGGAGGAGCAAGCCGUCUGGACAUCAACCAGGGCAUGUUGGGAGAUUGCUGGCUUCUAGCAGCUCUUGCCUCACUAACCCAGGAAGAGAAAUUGAUGAACAGAGUUCUUUCCAGUGGGGAGUAUGAUGACUUUGACUCUCCUGGGUAUUGCGGUGCAUUUAAAUUCAAUAUCUGGCAAGAUGGGGAAUGGACUGAGGUGAUCAUUGAUGAUCGUCUGCCAACAUACAGGAAUAAGCUGGUCUUCAUGCAUUCGAAAGAGAAAAAUGAGUUUUGGUGUGCUCUGUUGGAAAAAGCCUAUGCCAAGUAUGUUAAUAUCAAAAGUUUUUGUUUAACCUCAAAGCCAUUCAUGCAUAUAUUUGUGUGUUUUUUUAAUAGUUUUUAUUAUCUUUUGUGGCUACAGUUGUAAAGGCAUAGCCAUUAUGCCAACAUAAGCAAGUAAAAAGUUUGUUUCUAGGUAGGGCUUCUCUGUACUAACUUAUGAAGUGAAUGCAUGCAGAGCUGCAAGGUUAAGUUGAGUUCAGUUUGAGGCCUUUACUUCAGCAACCAUAUUCAAUUCUUAAUCACGGCAAAGUGAAAGGCGAGUUUAAUCAGUCACCAGAGCUUCCAAAGAACCCCAAAAAACUCAAAAGAAGUUGGACUAGGCUUUCAAGUUUACUUGUUUUUCGCCAAUUUGCACUUGAAUGAGAUUUUAAAAUAUAUUUCCCUCAUCGUCCCUCGAAGGUUUCAAGCCAACGCAAACACAACUUUCUGUUUUUGUCAUGGACAGGUAUGACACCAAGUCUGUAAUGUAUUUGUACUCUUGUUUUUUCAUUCUCUCUACUCAGACUUAAUGGAUCAUAUGAAGCUCUGAAAGGUGGACAAACAAUUGAAGCUAUGGAAGAUUUCACUGGUGGCUUGGGAGAGGACUUUGACAUGAAAAAAAUGCGACAGGACAGAAAAUUAGCGGAUGAGCUGAAAGGUAUAUUCAAAAUAAUCGAGAAGGGAUUACGGCGAGGAGAUCUUAUGGGCUGUUCAAUUACAGUAAGUAUACAUAACUUAUCAAUAAAUAUUAAAUUUUACUGGUAUGUGCAGUAUAAGAUUUUCUAGAUCUUCCUAAAAUUGAUAUUAAGAGUGGUAGUAGGAAGUAUUGUUGAUAAUGAAAGCAAAGGCAUAGACAAGGCCGGAAAUCAAAUCUUGCACCGUGGUUCAUAGCUAGCCAAAAAUUGGGCAUAUCUUGCCAGAAUUGGGGGAGCUGCUUAUUUCAUGCAAAGAUGUUUCUUAAUUUAUCUCUUUAUCUUUAUUGAAAAGGAAUGAUGACAAAACUAUUUGUCAGUGCCAUCAGAAACACAAAGCCAGCAGAACAAAACAGUGUUGUUUGAAAGCCCAGACUUUGUACAUUAACCUGCUGUUGUUCUAGUGAUUUUUCUUUGCAAGUUGCACGGUAAUUGUGAAGAAGACCUCCCCAAAAAACCUGUCGGUCAACUGUCGGCCGUCUGUCGACCAACAGUCGGCCGACUGUUGGCCGACUGUCGGCCGUGUGUCGACCAACAGUCGGCCGACUGUUGGCCGACAGUCGGCCAACAGACGGCCAACAGAUUUUGCCCGAAAUAUAGGCUACCCGUCGGCCGACAGUCGGGCGACAGUUGGUAAUGUGUCGGUAAGAUGUCGGUAACCUGUCGGUAGCUUGUUGGUGAAACGUUAUGACAAACUUGAAUGUUUUCUCUCGGUUUUCGCUUCAUAAACAUCCAAAAUGUGUAAUACAUUGACAAGAAUAGCCUUUUCUUCUUAGUUUUGGUAAUCGUCGCUCAAGACUAGCGCCACGGAAGCCGAAACUAACCAGAGAAUUUACGCAAUUGCAGCUUGAAUUUUCUUUCCGCCAUGUUGGAAAGGUAAACUAUGUCCCAGUCCCUCUCAAAUUUAUCUGAGAGUCAAGUCGUGAACGGGUAUUUAUAAUAUAUUUUUUUUAUUCAUUGCCGGUCAUUUACUUUUGUUUUUAUUUGAGGGUUUGAGGAAUUGGGACUGAACUGUAUUUCAUUAUUUAUUUGAACUUUAUUGUUGGUCAUUGACUUUCAUAGUGUUGGUGGCUCCUAAAGGAGCCGUUUUGUGAGGUGAAAUAUGCCAGAUACUUCACUCGUGAGAAGCACGGAUCAAACUUUAAUGGCAACAGCUGCCCCUCCCUCCUCAUGUUGUUCAUCACUGGGAUGUAGCGCCGAGUCAUUUUCGCAGACAACCUCGAGCACGCACGGAACCCACUUGGUCACGGAGGACGAGGUCUAGUUCUCUGGAGUCCACCUUCUUAAGUUCGGCUAUGGCAACGGUCUCUGAGUGUGCUCGAGGACAGCUCGCAAGACGGAAGGCACAGGCCAUACUGCAUUUGUUUUCUCUCAUACACUGGAGAACCUGGUCAUACCGGUCAUGUAUGCUGGCCAGGCUGUGGGCGCUGACGCGAGAGUCAGUCUGCUGAGGUUGCUGCGUUGACUGGUCUUCUUGUGGCGCGGGUUGGCCUCUGCGUUGUAAUUCUUGCAUCUCCGCUCUCAGUUCGGCGAUGAGCUUCUUGGCAUUCACGAGGCGCCGCUCAAGGUUUUUAACGACCUCAUCUCUGGUUCUCACAAGGUUCGCUAACUCUUCGGCCUCUUUCUCGCGUUCCGCCAACUGUUCUGUGAGCUCCUGGUUCUGCUCUUUUUGGUUUUCGAAGGCCUGCCCGACUCUUUUGAAGUCCUUCUGAAGUGUCUCAUACAUCUUCCUCAGGUCGUCGUGCGAGGUUUCAGCGGAGGCAGAUGACUUUGCGCUCUUCUUUCUUUUCUGCUGUGGGCAUUCAGAACAGGAACAGUGCCUAUUAUCACCAUGGCAAACGCCACACUUAUUCUCGCAAUGAAAAAUAGAGUGGUCGCCGCCACACACAGUACACUUAAGAAUUCUUUGAGACGUACUUUGAGACAUAAUGAAUGAUCGAAGUUGAAAACGAAAUCUAUGUGAUCGCAAGGCUUCAAAUUCAAGGCUUUUAAGUUCUGCCACGGAUCCAAUCAACAAUAACAACAUUUUCAUUGGCUUAUACCGUGGAUCAAAUCACAAUUUCAUUGGCUUAUGCCAUGCAUCAAAUCAACAAUAACAACAUUUUCAUUGGCUUAUGCCAUGGGUCCAGUCAACAAUAACAACAUAUUAAUUAGAUUAUUCACAUCACAUUUGAUUGGUUUAUAAACUUUUGUAAAAUCUGAUUGACUAAUUUCGAUCCGACCAUAGGUAUUAAAUAGGUUGAGUAGAAGUGUGUCUUAACUCAUUUCAUCAUGAAUCAUCACGAGUUACUUACCUUGAUCCAAAGUUGCCAUGCUAUUUUAACCUUUCUUGUGAAUCGUGGUUUGCUGGCUGCCAGGCGUAGGUGCUCUUGUGGAAACCGAAUGGUUUUACGAGAUAAUAACUCUGAUGAUGGUUAUCACUGGGAAUGUCCAGUUAACAAGUGCAGAAAACAAAGAUCAAUCAGAGCUGGUUCUUUUUUCGAAGAUUCCAUCUUCUUGUGGUCAAUUGAUGAGUCCAACAAAAAAGUAUCGCUACUAACCGGUUUGUUGCUUCGUACGGCUGUCACGGCACUUCAGAGACUCCGAGACAUCUGCUCCCUGAAAAUUCUACACGGCAACAUUAGACUGGGCGGCCGAGGAAAAACUGUAGAAAUCGAUGAAUCCAUGUUUGGCCAUAAACGCAAGUACAACCGCGGGCGGAUCGGUCGAGGCACAUGGGUUUUCGGCAUGGUCGAAAGAGGCACUGGAAAAGCUCUAACAUUUCGAGUACCCAACAGAACGAGAGAAACCUUGGUGACUGGUCUGGUACAGCAAUUCGUCGAGCCUGGAACAACAAUUAUCUCUGACAAGUUUUCACUGUACUUUAACUUGAACGGCCUCGGCUACAUCCAUGUCAUGGUUAACCAUUCAGAAAACUUUGUUGACCCGUUCACAGGUGCCCACUCGAACACGAUAGAAGGAGUAUGGAGUCAAAUCAAGAGAAAGCUGAAAAGCAAGCUUCCAAGUUACCUCGACGAAUACAACUGGCGGAAAUGUUACCCUGGUGAUCCCUUCGACAACUUACUCGCUGACAUCGCUGAGUUCUGCCCACCAAACUAAGUUUCCUUAGUUUGAAAACAAACGGCUCCUUUAGGAGCCACCAAAUAAAAAAAAGUCAUAAGCCAACACUGUGUGAUAAUUUUGUUAAGCGGCACGCGCGCGUCUAAAUCAAUUAUCGCGGCAUGCAUCCAAGUCAAAUUAUCGGAUUAUGACAGAGACUAAUUAAUUAAGGCACAAUUUGCGGGUACAUAAUUCAAUUUAUUUGUGCUUGAAAUUCGGAAGAUUAACAUUAAGUCAUCGAAAGACUAAUAGGUCUGAAUCUGCAAAAAUAGAGAACUUUGUUAGUCAAAAGGUAAACAUCAUUGAUACAUACAUGACAUACAGCGCUCGCUAGGCAUUGUUGGGCGAUUUGUACGUGAAGCCAAGCAACACGACUGAGAAGCUUCCAAAGUAGCUUUCUUGUAGGAUUUCAGAGAUUGGGAUUAAAUCACCUCUAAAUCUGAUUUCAUUGAUUGCCUUGUUGUCUUUCGCGAAUAAUAUAUCCGUUUCGCAUUUCAAAAGCUUUCUAUAAACAUGUCGGAAGAAAUCGUUUUACCAUCGAUCGGUAAGUAAGUGAUGUCUAUCGAGAUUAUUAUCGUUUCUAUGUCAUGUUUAAUGCGAGUUUUCUCAACAAUUUUCUUCUUUGGGAAACUGUCGAUAGCCUGUCGGUUAGCUGUCGGUAGCCUGUCGGUAAUGUGUCGGCCGACAGUUGACCGACAGGUUUUUUGGGGAGCUCUUCUUCACAAUUACCAGUUGCACACUCAUGACAAACAUUUCUCAAAAGCUGCUCUAACCUGCAGCAUUUAAAACCAGCAGACUGUUUCGAACAUUAAUAAGUGAUUGUUAAACUGGCUGGGGUAACUGUACUGUUUUAAAUAAGUGACGGUGUAAUUUAUUGGGGUGACUAUAUAUUAUUUCUGAUAUCAGGCUGCACCAAAUCAGAUAGAAGCCAAAGGGGAUCUUGGAUUGGUAAAAGGUCAUGCAUAUUCUGUAACAGGAGCAAAUACGGUAAGAGCCAAAAUAAAAUGAGUCUACUGGAACUAGCACAGUUUAAUAUGGCAGAAGGCCGGCCAUCUUGACAGAUAUCUCUUGGUCAGUUGUUUGUAAGACACGAUACUGGACACCCUAUUCAUCAGGGCCGUCUUGACAGAUAUCUCUUGGUCAGUUGUUUGUAAGACACGAUACUGGACACCCUUUUCAUCAGGGCCGUCUUGACAGAUAUCUCUUGGUCAGUUGUUUGUAAGACACGAUACUGGACACCCUUUUCAUCAGGGCCGUCUUGACAGAUAUCUCUUGGUCAGUUGUUUGUAAGACACGAUACUGGACACCCUUUUCAUCAGGGCCGUCUUGACAGAUAUCUCUUGGUCAGUUGUUUGUAAGACACAAUACUGGACACCCUUUUCAUCAGUGUCAGUCUACACAUCUUGUGAACAUAAAUCACUCAGUUAUAAUUAUCAUUUGUUAGCUUUAUAAAGUGAAAAUAUGAUUGGCCAUUUAAGAUGUGAUAUUAUUUCUUUUCUGCAUGUAUUUUUAUCCUGAAUGGCACUGAAAAAUGGUGCUAAAUAAAAUAAAUAUGUUCCUAGAGAACAUGGGCCAUUAUUCUCAUCAUGAGUCUCUGUCAUUGGAGAUUGUCUAACCUAAAAACACCUGUGAACAAGCUAAGAUAUUUUUGUUAUUUUGCAACAUUAUUGCUACAGGUUUUUAAAAUACGUUCAAACCCAGCUUUAUGGAUGACACCCACUUAAUAUGAGCAUCUCGUUACUACAGACAGUUAACUUUUUAUCUGAGAAAACCCUUACAUUAUAUUUUAACUAACUUUCAACCCAGUCAAUACAGACACCGGUAAAAUUAAUGCAGACAAUGGAUGUGGACAAUGGACUCUUGUUUCUUGUUCAGUCAACAGAUUCCAGUAGAAAUUAAAGCCAACCUCGCUAAUUCGGACUCUUAGCUGGGUUCAUAAAUUUGUUAUUGGGCAACAAUGUAAGCAAUUAGCCAUGUGUCCUCCAUUUAUUUUUUCUUGUCCAUUUGAAGGGGAUGUGGUGUAGUCUACCUUCUGCAAGCUUACAGAUAUGGCUUUUGAGUAAUGUCCUGGCAUUAAUCUGUUAGAUUUGUAAAUCUUGCAAGUAGAUUGUUUUGUAAUUGUAACACUUUGUGCUCCUUUUGUCCUAAGGUGAAUUACCACGGCAGGGAUGUUCAAUUGGUCCGUGUGAGGAACCCCUGGGGUAAUGAUCGAGAGUGGGAAGGUCCAUGGGGAGACAAGUAAGAAACCCCUUGACUGUAUAAAUUAUGAGCAUAAUUACAUUCAUGUAUGGUUCAAAGUUAUGUUGGAGCACACCAAACAGACUGUCAGUUUGUAUCGAACACCACAAGCAACUGUUUACGACAAAUCAGAUCUCAAAAAAGAGAAUUCACUUAAUGCAACUUAAGCUACGUGCUACAUUUUGCCGAGACUGAGGCCUGUUGAUUUUGUUUUUUCUAACUGAGGCCUUGUAGUACUACACUGCACAUUGUUUUUGUAGCCCCUUGUGACAUCAGUUUUGAUGUUUAAAGAUACAUUGUAACUACAGUGGAGGAGGAAGUGAGAGAUCUGUAAUUUAAACGGACCAAAAAAAUCCUGUUACUUUAUAAAUAAUUUUUCUCUUGUGGAACCUGAUUGAUGAUUCUUGUACCACUUAUGAAAUAAGAUAGUGGUGACAGAAAAAAGGCUAAAAAUAAUGCCCAAAACUGGGUCAAUUAUAGUAGUGAUGGUUCUCCUAGCUUCUCCUUAUGCUCCUCAUUUUUGUUUUAAGGUCUUCAGAGUGGCGAGGACUGUCUGACAGCGAGAAAAGAAAGUUGAAUUUGAGUUUUGCUGAUGAUGGAGAGUUUUGGUAAGUUUCUAAUGCUGACUGCCAUUAGACACUUAAUGUUUUUUCAAUACCAUGUACUGCAAGUUGCACAAAACUCUUAUUGCAGUACAGUGCAGCAAUUACUCUGCAAAUACUUAUUCAUUGCAGAUGAUAAAAUGCAGUUCUAGGGGUCAAGAGUCAUUAAAUGUUUCUAAAACAAUGGCAACUAAAGACCUUUUCCAAUAUUUUCUUAUUACAGGAUGUCCUUUGAUGAUUUUACGAGGUACUUUGAUAAGCUUGAAAUAUGCCACCUGGGACCAGACAGUGCCAAACCAGGAGUAGGACAAGCGAAUAACUGGGAGGGCCGCACUGAGAAGGGUGCUUGGAUACGUGGUUCAUCUGCUGGUGGAUGCCGCAACUUUCUUAAUACUUUUUCCUCAAACCCUCAGUACAGGUAUUUGUAAAACAAUCGUUCUUUUUUUUUUCAAAAAAAUCCUUCUACAAGACCAUUCUGUUUCCCUCCUGUUUGUUCAGCUCCUGACUAGUAACUGAAGGUUGACGUGAGUAAAUUCCUUUAUACCUUCUUCUAAAGCCAAGAUAUCAUUAAUCCUUCACUCCUUUCCUGGAAGAGUAGCUGAGUGCAGUUUGGUCAUACCUCACACCUGUGGAUAAACUGCCUAUGCACAACCAUGUGCAAGGGAAAGGGAUGGUUUAAAGUAAACUUGAUCAAUCAAACAGGCCAGACAAAAAUACCAACAAUCAUUUGACUUUGACAAGAAAUUCUUCCAAAUGUGAAAGGUCAUUUAACUGGAAGAAGUGGAUCCUUGAAUUGCAUUCUUGGGCAGCUGUAAUUUAGCAUCAGUAAUGAGCAUCUAAGUGGUGUAUGAGAAGUAAUUACCACUGUUCCAUUUUACAAGAAGGAUUUAGUGGCAAAUAGUGGAGUUGUUGUUUUUUUAGAGUUGAUUUGGAAGAUGCUGAUGAUGAUGAAGAUGAUAAAUGCUCAUUAACAGUGGCACUUAUGCAAACCAAACGCCGCAAAUUGAAAGCAGAGGAAGGAAAACCCAUGCUAACCAUUGGAUUUUCAAUCUACAAGGUAUCUUUUACUUUUGUAUAUUAGUACAGUAUUCAUUAAUAUUAGCACAGUACCUGACUCCAGCUAAACGUAGAAGAGAUGGAGGAUGGAGGUUACAUAGUACACUAGGGGUCUUCAAACAUCUUUUGUCACAGUGCUGUAUUUACUACAUCUGAGAAAGCUGAAUUUUAGAGGCUCUUUUAAAAGGGUCAGAUGGUCAGCUGUUUGUUACAUUAGUCACCUUAAAGAUUGGAUAAAAAGAGUCGAAACUAUAUACACAUACGGGUGCUCAAGGUCAGACAUGAGCAGAAUGCAAAAUUUUGUUUAUUAAAGUGUAAAAACAUCUUCUCAACUCCCCUUUUUAUCAUGUAAUUCUUUUGGAUCAUGUUAAAGUUCAGUAGAAAUUUAUUCUCCUUAAUUUAUUGUUUUCUAGAUUACAGAUGAAGAUUUGAAGGGUGGUAGAGCUGACAGAGAUUUUUUUGCCUAUCAUGCCUCCACUGCUCGAUCUCCAGUGUUUAUCAACAGUCGUGAGGUCACUGGUCGUUACCUUCUUGAUCCAGGAUCGUACCUCAUCAUCCCUACCACAUUUGAACCAAACCAUCAGGGUGACUUUAUCGUGCGAGUCUACUCUGAAAAGCCUGUGUCUUCAAAGUAAGAACUAUAAAAUAACAAAAUUUUAAUUUUGUGUUUAAUGUAAUAUAAACAAUUUGAAUGAGGCUGAGUUAAUGAUGUAAAGAAGUAUGCAAUACCUAGGAGAAUGUUGGCCAAGGUGGAUUACUGUGUGAGCCUCUUAAGGUUUGUAAAUUCUUCACAUCUUGAAUGAUUCAUUCAAUAUUUUUUUAAAGUUCUCAAAAAGCUUACUUCCUUUGUAGACUAAGCCUUGGUCUUUAUGUAUUUCUAGGCAUAGUUUCAGGAUAUACAUGUAAACAGAUGCUUUUUUCUUGCCGUACUCCUGAAAACAUAAUAAUGUUGAUGGGGUAACAUCCAUUGAGUAAUAUGUUUUGUGUAUUCUUGCAUUUCUUCCAUUUAAUUUCAACCAGAAAUUCAGCUAUUUAAUCUUCAGAAAGCCGUGAAGGCCUUUUUUCUAGUUCACUUGUAAGGAAUAAAUUAAACAGCUAGGCUGAUUGGCGUGGUUGCUGUGAACAAUAGAUAUUCUAGCUUUUAUCCUAAUGGGCUUUCAUAUCAUAGCAUAUUUGGUUGUAUUAUCUUUUCACAGGAAAGUUGAUGUAAAGACCUCCAUCCAGUCCAGAGGUGAACGUCGAUCUAGGGUUAGUGUAUAACUAUUCUAUGUAUGUAGUUUUUUUACUUAAUAUUAAUUUUCGGUGAGUUAGAAUUCUUACACUGGACUUAAGACUCAGUGGUUCAUUUCAUAUCCAGAACAUGAGAAAUUAUUUAAGGUGUAAUUAAGCUUUUUUAGACUGUUGCAAACAGUUGUUUGUUUUCACUGUUGCAGUACAGAGAACAGAGCAAAGAGGACAGUGAUUCAGUGGACUCUUCAUUCAAGCAGUUGUUCCUCAAACUGGCUGGAGUUGUAAGUGUUGAUUAAUAUUGUUAUUAACAACUGCAUCGCUCAAAUGGAGGUUGGGUGCCUGGAGUAUCCAGGGGCUUCCACUAUUGGCAGCCAGCCCCUAGAUUGAAAUAAUGCCCCCAUAGCUGGCACAACAGCACAACCCUGCCAUGAGCCCCCACACGAAAGGAAAGGAACAGGCACCUGUCACACUGAAAACAUCAGUGGAGAAAAAAACCAACAAAGCCGAGGGGGAGGGGGGAGGGGAAGAAAAUGGCUGACAGAACCUAGCAAGAAGGAAAACUGAAUGCGCCAAAGAAUCACAUGAUAACAGUACUUGGUGCAAGAACAUCUAGUUGUUACUGAAAGGAAUUAAAUAGGACUUGUUUGGUUGUGACAGUGAUGAACUCUAGUGCUAAUAAUGAUUUUUCCUUCAGGACAGAGAGAUUGAUGCAUUUGAACUUCAGCAGAUCCUUUCAACUGCUACAAAGAAAGGUACAUUGUGAAAACUUGCAUUUGAGUUGGAUGCAUGGCAGAUUAAGAUUCUUUAUUAGCCCAAUUUCAAUUAGUGGGGGGCUUGAAAACUCAUGCCACAGAUGCGAGUUUGUUGCGAGUUUGUUUGAACUGGAGGCAUCCUCCCCCAGAAAAUAUUUUGAAAUCUUUGAGGCUCAGAAAUGGUAUUUUCAACAUUCUCAAUGUGAUAUUUCUCUAAAAUGAAACUCAACCUGUAUAAGGUGUAAAAUGACUCGUACUAAUCUAGUGCUUACAGCAUGUACCUUAUACUUAAACAAAAACAUUUUUCCUCUGGAAAAGUGUUGGGGGAGGGGGGCAACCCCCAGCCCCCCAGGUCCGCCUUCCCUGAAUCCUUUUGAACUUGGUGAAGUUAACUUCUGUUUUGUAAGAGGUCCUCUAAGGUGAUUGACAGCAGAAAAUAGCAAAAAAUAAUAAUAGGCUAUGUUUUGUGUUCAGUUUGAUUGGCCUAUGUACAUGCAAAUAAUAGGACUUGUUUUGUGUGUCCCACCAAGAGUAUGUAACGAACAACAACCUGCUGUGGCCCUAAAGGUUGUUAUAGUCUUAGAAUAAUAUUAUACUACUUUAAUAAGUUACAUGUGGCUGUUAUUUCCGACUUCUCUUCUUAGUUACAAAAUAAUGUAUAAGAUUUUUGUCCUUUAAAUUGAUUCACAAGAGUUGACUUUUAUAUUACUUAUAUAUGCAGUGCUUAGAGACAAGGAAUUUAGCUUAGAAGCUUGCAGGUUAGUUUCUUACAGUAAAAUGAUGUUACAUAGCCUCAUAUAGCCAGAUAACAUUAUGGUCUGCAUGUAAAACGAUUAUAUGUUUACAUGGCAUGGGGCACACAAGUAUAAAAAGGCUGAAGGGGGGGGGGGGGUUGGAAAGACUAAGAACACCUGCCAAACAUUUCAGAAUCUCAGAGGUAGCCAAAAAUUCAGUUGAGUAACAAGAAGUUCCAUUUUUUUUCUGGCUUCAUGCCCUCAAAGGCUUCUAUAAGGCAUCAUGACAGUUCUACACACUACCAACCCCCAAAAUUUCACUCCCAAAAGGUAGAGGGAGUAGCCCUAUCUUUUAUGUAGACCUAUACCGGCCUCUGGGAUAUGCAAAGUGCCUUUUGCUAAGUACCCUUCUAAACAUGCAGCAGCUUAUGUGUCAAUUGAAGUUUAAACAGAUCCACAUUGAGAUUGCAGUUUAAAAUAGAGUAGCAAAAAAUCAAAAGGAUGUUUUUGAGAAAAGAGAAAAACCUGUGAUGCUGCUUGUCUGCUGUAAAAUAUGCUUCUACAAAUCACUUUGAAGCAUAGACUGCAGAGAGCAUAGAUUCGAGGUUCAAUUUUUUGUUACCAUUUUUGAUUAUCCACUAUAGCACUGUGCUAUUUUUUAAGUAGAAAAUAAAAUUCUUCUUAUUCUUCCAUUUCUUGAUCAGCUUUAACCACAAGCUACAGUUCACUCUCUCUGAAUGGACACCUUUAUAACACGGACACAUCUGUAAAACGGACACCCAAGAGUUGGUCCCUGCCUUUGUUUACUCCCUUAAUUUGACUCUCUAUAAGACGGACACUAUUUUGGUGCCUGAGAGAGUUAACCGUAGUCAAUUUUUACAUGCCUGUCUUUUGUCUGUCUCUCUUUUUAACACUUGCCUGUUGUCUUUUUUAAUACUUUCAGGAGCAUCAUAGAUCUUAAGGAUGUAUCUUUUAGUGAUAAACGCUUUCCUUAAAAAUUUAGAGCAUAGCAACUGUUUUUUGUUUAUAAGAACAAUCAAUAUGAAAUACUUACCAGUACAUGUGUAUCUAUCCACCAGGCAUUGGCUUUGUUUUCAAAUUACAGUCAAUAUUUCCUCUGCUGGUCAUUUUUGAUCUAGUAGAAAUGUUGAACAGUUCAACCUCCAUGUGCAACCACCUCUCGUAAGCAACCACCAAUCCAAAACACCAAAAUUUUCCCGGUCAAUGCUUAACAGUUGGAACCUCUUGUAAGAGACCGCAACAUUUUGGGGGGUUGACGGUUAAAUGAUUUUCCAUUUUUUUCCUUGUAAUGUUCCCAAAACCCUCACUUUCAAAUUGAGGCCAAGUGCACAACCUUUCUUGUUAAAAUGUGUUUAAUUUGCAUAAGAAUGAAAAAUCAUUUCCAUAUCAAAGGCAGAGCACUCAACAGAGGCCCGGGCAAACUCAGAAAUUGCCUGUUAAAUAAAACCUACCAAUACCAGGUGCCCAAAUGUUGGGUUUUGUUCUUGUGAUUUGUUUGCAUGACAGCAAAUGGAUUAGGUAUUGUUUUGGUAUAUCCUUAACAGUAUUUAGGAUGACAAGACUGGAAAGCUGGAUUAUGACGAAUUUAAGGAAGUGUGGCAAAUGGUUAAAGAUUUGCUGGUGAGGAAGCACUUUUCAUAUUUUUUGAGGUCAUGUUUCUGAUCACAGAGGGACUUCAAGAAUGAGAACAUGUUGUAAUCAUUAUAUGACAGGGGCUGUCUUUACUUCACAGAAAAUUUUCGCUGAGCAUGAUGCAGAUAACAGUGGAACCAUGGACAUGUUUGAGAUGCGCCGGGCUCUGUCAAAACAGGGUAAUGUUUCUUUGAUUUCUACCAUCAAGGUGCUUGUGCCGGUCCUUUCAUGUGCGGCUUGGAUUUCACAAUAAACUUGUCAUGCAGUUUGCUAUGCAGUACAAGUUAGUUCCAUGUUUCAAGUGUGAAUAAAUUGCUUAUGUGUGAUGAUUUACAUGUAAGGCAUGGUGACGUGCUUUCAUGUGAUCCUGUUUAUAGUUAUGUCAUCCUUGGCCUCUACACACCCUGAAUGAGUAGCCGAAAAUGUACAUUAUACAACCUCACCAUUUAAAUUAACCCUCUUCAUCAGUACUUUAACUUGGUACUUUGUUUGGCAUUUUACGAAAUUAAAUUGUGAAGGAGGGAAAGGGGGGCGUUCUUUUUUAACUCUCUUUUCUCAAAAAGCAUAGCUAAGUCACCCUCCUCCCCCAAGGGCUAUUAAUGUAUACAUGCACAUAAUGAAUCGUUAAGUGUCAAGGGAGACAAACUGACGUCUUAUUUUUUACUGACUUCUAUAAAAAUCUCUUAGGUAUUAACCUCAGCGAUGAGACUUUAAAUGCCAUGGCUUCCCGCUUCAACAACAAGAAAGGAAGUUUGUCCUUUGAUGACUUCCUGCAAAUUGUCUGUCGUAUUUACUCUCUGAAAGGUGUGAACCACUAUCUUGUUAUGUGAUGGUUAUUGCUCUCUCUGUCAUCUCCCCUGGGCCAGAAAACAGGCCACAUUUCGCGACGUCACCACCGGUUUGCUCAUGAAGUGACGUCUGAGAAACGAGCGCAGAAAAUCCAUUUUGAUGACACGUCACUACUUGGGUGGUGUUUCUGAUUGGUUGAAACAAAUUGUCAGCCAAUCAGAAGCACUACGGGGUAGUGACACGUCAUCAUUAUGGAAUUUCUGCAUUCGUUUCUCGGACGCCAUUUCUUGGGGAAACCAGUGGUGGCGUCGCUAAAUGUCGGCUGCUUUCUCAGGCUUGGGGUCUGGUGGGUUGCGCUAAUAUUACACUUGGAUGCAUUGUUGACAAUAUGUUGGUUUUACUUAUAUUAGUCACUGUGAAACGUAGCGUUGGCGAAGAGAUUCUACUAAAUAGCAAAAUCGUCUUCAGUCCUAACAAAUCUUUCUCCCUACCGUAGCUGACUGGCUUAAAAGGUCCCCUCUAAAAAUAACUACGAUGAAAUUAAAACGCGUCCUUUGGCCCCAGGGUAUUGUCUCGGUAGAGUUUUAAUUCAGCGUUAAUUCAGGUUAACUAAUGUUCAAAUCUUUCACACUUAAACUUCUUCAGUUUCGUUCAACCGUGCGUACUUUUAUAUUUCCUGGGUUACUUAAAUGUGUCUUCACUGUUUUAUAAUCGAUUUUUAUACAUUAGUUCACUCAAGUCAAUGCAAUGGCUAGUUACUAAUGCCGAGUUUUCCGCCUUCUUAUAAGCGAGCUCGAGAAUGUGCCAUUUCUUCAGCGGAGGUUUUUAGUUUUUUGUAAUGGGUUUAUGGUUUUUCUUUGCUUAGAUAACUUUGAUCGUUACGCGGACAGAACUGGGACAGCCAAGUUUUCGUUGGACGAAGUAAGUGAGGAAAAAAAGCAACAACAACAACAACAAAAACAGAAGUGUUCUUUAAGUUGACCCUUUUUUGCAUCCUUAUUGUUUCUUAUCCUUUAUUCUUGGGAGUGUUUCAGCGGACGUUCGUUGAAAGAUGGUGCGUGGUACGUUUUGUUUGAUGCGUAGUCUUUUGGUCUGUGGACAAUUUAUCAUGUUCCAGCCUCUAAUUUCUGAUUUCUAGGUCACUUUCUAAUCAAGCUGAGAAAAUAUGAAAAAGCACUGCAUAGUGAUCUAUCACUGAAAAUUUGAGCCUGCUGUACUGGAACCUUGAUCAGAACACAUUGCGAAUGUUGAGAAUGGAAGAUGUAGUAUUUGAUUUUUUGGUGGAUUUAAUCCUUUAAUGUGACUAUUGAAGUUUAAAAUGCUGCAUGCGUGAAUCUGUUCCUUAUUUCAUCGUUUCAUUCAUCAUUCGUGCUUUUUGCCUUUCAGUUCCUUCGUGCCUGUGUUACUCUGUAAACUACAUGACGACGACUAAGUAAUCCAUGCAUACCUGGUAAUUACUGACGACUAAUGAACCUACCCAGUUAUAAAGAUGCCCUUUUCUCUCUUGCUGUGCUGCUAUAGCAUAAAGCGAGAGAGCUACCUAAAUAACUUAAUGGUAGAUAUACGUGUAUAAUUAAGCGUGAAGCUUAUAGGCUCGCCUGUACAUUAAUUCGAAAAAAAAAAAGAAGAUUAGAAGACCAUUUACUGUAAAAUGAACAAAAUUACUGGUGAGGACUUUAAACUGCUUAGCUUGAAAGAAACUUGCUUCUAAUGGUGAACGAAUGAAAGAUGGUUAAAACUUACUCUCAAGUGCAGCUGAAAGCCGGCUUAUUAAUAUGAUUAAGUUUAGUAGCUUUAUAAUUCAUCAUAAUUAACUUUUCUAUGCGUACGUGUAACUAGCUUGCUCUGUCCAUACUCCAACCCGACCUAUUUCUGGAGUAGGUAGAGUGAGAAACUUAUUUCUUCGUUACUACAGCAACGUUCUAUUCAACGAUUUACAACUACAGAAGAGCAGGUUUCUUGAAGUCUUCUGUGCAUGGACGAGCGUACUACUAGCGAGUGACACUUGCUCCUAACUGUUUCAUAUUCUAAUUAUAUUUUUCAUUUUUUGCUUUUCAGUUCAUCGGGGUUGCCGUAACUUUGUAGAGGAAAAAAAAGUAACAAAAAAAUCGCAUGCACAGUAUUCUAAUCUUCUGAGCUUGGAUUCGGGAAAAGAGAAACGUGGAACAACUAGCUUUUUGAAACUAGUUAGAGACUUUCCUGUCUGGCUUGUCAUGUAUUCAUCACGAAACGUGGCAUACCACAAGGCUGUAAGGAACUAGCAAUUUUGGACCUGUGUCAAAUACUGAAUUUAAAUUCGAUGUAAUACAAUAUAAACUUAGGUCAAUUUUAAAAAUUAACUGCCUGUUAACCAGAUAAUUGGCUGAAACUAGAGUUUAAUGGUGAAGGGACUCACUCGUUUGACGAGAGUUGAAUAAUAGGCUGGUAUGUUGGGUGGGCGAGCAAUUUUCGCCGUGUUGUAUUUCUAUAAUAUUUUUUCCUCGUGUUUACUAUCACUAUACCAGAUAUUCUAUUGUAAUCUUGUUAAAAAUGAGUGGCAGUAAAGGUUGUUAAACCACAUGUUUAGAGUGUUGUAAUUGGAGCAGUUGAGACGUUAAGAUAUAUGAAGUUGUUUGUUUUUGAAGUAACUGUGCUGUUGCGUCGAUCGGUUGAGUUAUAUACAUCUGCAGGCUCCCGUUGUUCAAACGUUGGAUAGCGCUAUCCACUGGAUAAAACACUAUCCUGCGGAUAAAUAUUGAGGAAACUAAUUGCGCUAUCCACGGAAUAGAGAUUUAUCCAGUCGAUAACGUUAUCCACCAUACUGAAGACCCCUGCAGAGGGUAUGAAAUUAAUAACAACAACUUAUAAAAUAACUAGAUAGUACGCCUGUUCUGAUUGGCUAAAAACAUAUGGUUUAUUGCGCCGGUUAACUCAUAGAAAACUUAAAGUUAUUUAAUAAAAGCAAUAGACC
Messenger RNA from Porites lobata, 18232 nucleotides. Lineage: Eukaryota; Metazoa; Cnidaria; Anthozoa; Scleractinia; Poritidae. The record is from the annotation of a GenBank genome assembly.